AUGCGGCCUUCUACCCCACUGUCGGCGGCUCUACCCCCGCUGAUAAUGGGCACCGCAACCUUCAAUUCGCAAUACAACGCAGACCCCUACGCCCUUCCUACAACAGAGCUCGUCCAGCGCGCACUCAAGCGCGGGAUCCGCGCCUUCGAUACAUCCCCUUACUACGGUCCCGCCGAAGAACUCCUCGGCCGCGCACUCGCAACCGACUUCGUGCAAUCCCACUUUCCGCGCGACUCCUACCACAUCCUCACAAAAGUUGGCCGUAUCGCCUCCUCCACAUUCGACUAUUCCCCACCAUGGAUCAGACACAGUGUUCGCCGCAGUCUGCAACGUCUCCACACUUCCUACCUAGACGUGGUGUACUGCCACGAUGUGGAAUUCGUCUCCCCCGCUGAAGUCUUAAUUGCCGUCCGGGAACUGCGCCGCCUCCGCGACGAAGAGGGUUUAAUCCACUACGUCGGUAUCUCAGGGUACCCCGUCGACGUCCUCAGUGAUCUUGCCGAGCUUAUCCUUCGGGAAACGGGUGAACCGAUCGAUAUCGUGAUGUCGUAUGCGAACUACACGCUCCAGAACACUCGGCUGCGAUCUCUUGCGCUGCCUCGACUUCUUGCUGCGGGUGUGGAUGUCGUACCGAAUGCUUCGCCGCUUGGUAUGGGACUUCUGCGUCGAGAUGGUGUGCCGAUCGGAUCGAUGGGCGACUUCCAUCCUGCCCCGAAUGCACUACGUAGUGCUAUCCACGAUGCGGCGGAAUGUGCUACACGGCACGGAGAAAAGUUAGAGGUUGUGGCAAUUCGAUUUGCGCUUGAGUCGUGGCUAAGGGCUGGAGCCAAGGCGGGAGGUCUUGGAGCACCGUUGGCGAAGCCAAUGGAUUCCGAUCCAGGCUUCUUGUCUGCUACUCAUUUCGGGACUGCAAAGCGACUUGGUGUUAGCGUGAUGGGAGUUAGCAAUCUCGAUGAGUUGGAAGAGACAUUGCGCGUGUGGCAUAGUAUUGUGGAUGGAUUGGAGAACUGGAAUGAGGACGACGAGGAUAUUGAGAGCAGAACUCAAUCUGCCGGUUCUUGUACCCCUGGUCAGACUGGGGCUGUCACCGGUGCAGUGCCUUCAUCCGCAGAACAUGCGUCUAACAUCCUCACGCCCUCGGAGGGUCUCAUCACCGAUCGAGCUUGGUCUCGCGGGCGCGAGGCUCAUAUUCUGCAAUUGGCUAAGGAGAUCAGGGACAUUCUGGGCCCCCAGUGGGUGGAUUACGUGUGGGACAGUCCUAGUCCAGACUUUCAGAAUUAUCUUCCUGAUGAGCAUAUCGCUACUCUGCAAAAGAUUGUUGCGGGCGAGGCACAGGGCAAGGAUGUCUCUGGUAUUGAAUCUAGCUUGCUUGAAAGAGAAGCUAUGCCUACACCACCGUUGGAUGCAGAGAAACAGCUUGCUUGA
This is a messenger RNA of Penicillium odoratum, 1425 nucleotides long. Its product is annotated as D-arabinose 1-dehydrogenase (NAD(P)(+)) ARA2. The transcript has a single exon. Gene Ontology annotation, biological process: dehydro-D-arabinono-1,4-lactone biosynthetic process. Gene Ontology annotation, cellular component: cytosol. Bases 1 to 1425 code for a protein of 474 amino acids. Lineage: Eukaryota; Fungi; Ascomycota; Eurotiomycetes; Eurotiales; Aspergillaceae. The record is from RefSeq and is a predicted model, not a curated record. Gene Ontology annotation, molecular function: D-arabinose 1-dehydrogenase [NAD(P)+] activity.